Molecule: messenger RNA, 1809 nt
Organism: Octodon degus (degu)
Lineage: Eukaryota; Metazoa; Chordata; Mammalia; Rodentia; Octodontidae
Gene: Emc10
Product: ER membrane protein complex subunit 10
Exons: 8
Coding region: 57-821 (254 amino acids)
Cellular component (GO): EMC complex
Source: RefSeq, a predicted model, not a curated record
CAUUUCUCCCGGCGUGCUCCGCGGUGUAGGUUUGUAGGAGGUGGGCCGGCGUCGUAAUGGCGGCGGCCGGAGCGGGUGCAACUCGCCUGCUUCUUCUCAUACUGAUAGUGGCAGCAGCGCCCAGCCGGGCCAGGGGCAACGGCUGCCGGGUUGGGGCCGCUGCACGGGGGGUUGGAAUUGAUGGCCGUGAGGGGGAGAGCUGUGGCUCAGUGGGGCUGCUGCUGGAGCACUCCUUUGAGAUCGAUGACACUGCCCACUUCCGGAAGCGGGGCUCACUGCUAUGGAACCAGCAGGAUGGUACCUUGUCCCUAUCGCAGCGGCAACUCAGUGAAGAGGAGCGGGGCCGGCUUCGGGAUGUGGCGGCCCUGAAUGGCCUGUACCGGGUGCGGGUCCCCAGACAGCCCGGGGUCCUGGACAGCACAGAGGCUGGCGGCUAUGUCUCUUCCUUUGUCCCUGCGUGCUCCCUGGUGGAGUCACACCUCUCCGACCAGCUGACCCUGCAUGUGGAUGUGGCUGGCAACGUGGUGGGGGUGUCGGUGGUGACGUACCCUGGGGGCUGUCGGGGCCACGAGGUGGAGGACGUGGACCUGGAGCUGUUCAACACCUCUGUGCGGCUACGGCCACCAGGCACCGCCCCCGGUCCCGAGACAGCAGCCUUCAUCGAGCGCCUGGAGAUGGAGCAGGCCCAGAAGGCCAAGAACCCCCAGGAACAGAAGUCCUUUUUCGCCAAAUAUUGGCACCUCAUCCUGGGGGGGGCCGUGUUGCUCACGGCCCUGCGUCCUGCUGCCCUGGGGCCCACGCCGCCGCCGCAAGAGGCCUGAUGGAUGUACAUCAUUCCCGUGGUCCUGUUCCUCAUGAUGUCAGGAGCUCCGGAUGCUGGGGGCCAGAGUGGGGGUGCGGGUGGGGGUGGUGGAGGGGGCAGUGGCCGGUGACCGGUGACUGGCUGGUUAUCCUCUGCCCCUGGAAUCCCCUUGUACCCAGAGACCCCCAUGUUCCUGGUCAUCCUGGAGGUGCAGCUGUGCUCUCUCAUCCUAGGAGCACAGAUGGACACCCCUCCUGGAAGCCCCUUGUCUUCCCCAGCCUCUCUUCCUGUUGACAGAGGUCCUGUGGAGUUGGGGUGCUCCUGCUGUAUCCCACCCCCACAGCUCCACCUUAGCCUCUGGGCUCUGUUUGUCCUCAGUGGGAGUCCCAGCCCCUUUGUGCCACUGGCCCCGCCACUGCUCCAGCCCUGCAGCUGGGCACACGCCAGCUUCUCUCCAGCCGUGGUGCCUUUGCCCAGGCCUGCUUCCCUGCCUGCUAUGGCCCCGACACCUCCCUUGACGCUGGACUGGGCCCCAGGCCUUCAGCCAGCUUCCCUUGAGGGUGUCCUGGGCUUCCCCCCUGAGGACAUGGGGCCCCGGUUUCCCCACCCUGCAGCACUGCUCAGCCUGUAUGCGGCCUUUGUCUGCCCGCAGCAGGUGAAGCGCCUGGUAUCCUCCCAGGCCUGCAGUUGGCAGCGGGUGGAGUCAGGGUCAGCUGGUGUAGACAGAGCCCCUUCUGCAUCCGCCAUCCCAAGACGGCCACCCAUGUGUGGUGUCAGAACAAAACCGUGGCCUGACUGGUCAUUUGCGUCUAUUUAAGAAUAUUCACACGAUAUUGCAGCACACGUUUUGAAAACUUCCACCUUCUGACAGCCUGGCGUCCGGGCUGUAUGGGACCCUACCAUUUGCUCACGAUGUUAAUGCAGAAACGUGACAGUGGCUACCGCUGGCGUGGCAUCAGCACUGCUGUGUCAGGUGGCAGUGGAUUAAACUGUUCCUAAAUACCCAA